AUGGCUCCUCGCCGCUUUCUCCUCCUCGCGAUCCUCCUCGUCCUCCUCGGUGCUCAUGGCUUUGGCCGUGGCGCCGCGCAGGCCGCCGACCAGUUCGCCUACAACGGCUUCGCGGACGCCAACCUCACGCUCGACGGCUUGGCCGCCGUGGCGCCCAACGGCCUGCUGGCGCUCAGCAACGGCACCAGCCAGGCGGCGGGCCACGCGUUCCACCCGACGCCGCUCCGCAUGCGGAACGGCACCGUGCAGUCCUUCUCGGUGGCGUUCGUCUUCGCCAUCGUCUCCAACUUUACCGUGCUGAGCGACAACGGCAUGGCGUUCGUGGUCGCGCCCAGCACCAGGCUCUCCACCUUCAACGCCGGCCAGUACCUCGGCAUCCUCAACGUCACGGACAACGGCAAGCCCGACAACGGCGUCUUCGCCGUCGAGCUCGACACCAUGCUCAACCCGGAGUUCCAGGACAUGAACAGCAACCACGUCGGCGUGGACCUCAACAGCCUGCGGUCCGUGCAGAACCACUCCGCCGGGUGGUACGACGAUGCCACGGGCGUGUUCAACAACCUCAGCCUCAUCAGCCGCCAGCCCAUGCAGGUCUGGGUGGACUACGACGGCGCCACCACCCGGCUCGACGUCACCAUGGCGCCCCUCGACGUGCCCAGGCCCAAGAAGCCCCUCAUCUCCGCGCCCGUCAACCUCUCGGCGGUCGUCACCGACACGGCGUACGUCGGGUUCUCGGCGGCCACGGGCGUCAUCUUCACGCGCCACUACGUCCUCGGCUGGAGCUUCGCGCUCAACGGCCCGGCGCCGCCGCUCGACACCUCGAAGCUCCCCUCGCUGCCGCGGUUCGGCCCCAAGCCACGGUCCAAGGUGCUGGAGAUCGUGCUCCCGAUCGCCACCGCGGCCUUCGUCCUCGCGCUGGCCAUCGCCUUCUUCAUGUUCGUGCGCACGCGGAUCAGGUACGCGGAGGUGCGCGAGGACUGGGAGGUGGAAUUCGGGCCGCACCGCUUCGCGUACAAGGAGCUGUACAAGGCCACCAAGGGGUUCAAGAAUCGGCAGCUGCUGGGCACCGGCGGCUUCGGCAGGGUGUACAAGGGCGUGCUCCCCAAGUCCAACCUGGAGAUCGCGGUGAAGCGGGUGUCGCACGACUCCAAGCAGGGGAUGAAGGAGUUCAUCGCCGAGGUGGUCAGCCUCGGCCACCUCCGGCACCGGAACCUGGUGCAGCUGCUCGGCUACUGCCGCCGGCAGGGGGAGCUCCUCCUGGUGUACGACUGCAUGCCCAACGGCAGCCUCGACAAGUACCUCCACGACAAGACCAAGCCCGUCCUGGACUGGAGCCAGAGGUUCCAGAUCAUCAGGGGCGUCGCGUCCGGCCUGCUGUACCUCCACGAGGACUGGGACAAGAUCGUGAUCCACCGCGACAUCAAGGCCAGCAACGUGCUCCUGGACGCCGACAUGAACGGCCGGCUGGGGGACUUCGGGCUGGCGCGGCUGUACGACCACGGCGUGGACCCGCAGACGACGCACGUGGUGGGCACCAUGGGGUACCUGGCGCCGGAGCUGGUGCGCACGGGCAAGGCGACGCCGGUGACGGACGUAUUCGCGUUCGGCGUGUUCGUGCUGGAGGUGACCUGCGGGCGCCGCCCGCUGGGGUGCAUCGCGCCCGACGACCAGAACGUGCUGCUGGACUGGGUGCAGGAGCACGAGCGCAGGCGCGCGGGGCUCGACACCGUGGACCCGCGGCUGUGCGGCAAGUACGACGCCGACGAGGCGCGGCUGGCGAUCAAGCUGGGGCUGAUGUGCGCGCACCCGCUGCCGGACGCGCGGCCCGGGAUGCGGCAGGUGACGCAGUACCUGGAGGGCGAGGUGGCCAUGCCGGAGGUCGUCCCGACGUUCCUCAGCUACACCACGCUGGCGCUGAUGCAGAACGACGGGUUCGACUCGUUCGCCAUGUCCUUCCCGUCCACGGUCACCACGGACGCCAGCCCCACCUCCGGCGACGUCUCGGCCGUCUCCGGCCUCUCUGGCGGAAGGAUCGCCCUGGUCACCGGAGGGAACAAAGGGGUCGGGCUGGAGACGUGCAGGCAGCUCGCGUCCAAGGGGCUCAAGGUCGUGCUGACGGCGAGGAACGAGGCCAGGGGACUAGAGGCGGUCGAGGGCGUCAGGCGCUCCGGUGCUGACGUCGUCUUCCAUCAGCUGGAUGUCAUCGACCCUGACAGCGUCGCCCGGCUGGCGGAUUUCGUCAGGGAUCAGUUCGGGAAGCUCGAUAUCCUGAUAAACAAUGCAGGAAUUUCAGGCGUUGAUCGAGAUCCAGUUCUGGUUGCGAAAGUUAAAGAACAGGUUGAAAGCAUGGAUGUAGAUCAGCGAGUUCAAUGGAUGAAAGAAAAUUCGAAGGAGACAUAUGAGGAAGCAAAAGAAUGCAUGAGAACAAACUACUAUGGGGCAAAGCUUGUCACGGAGGCACUACUUCCUCUUCUUCAGUUGUCCUCCUCCGGGAGAAUUGUCAAUGUCUCAUCAGGCUUUUCACUGCUAAGAAACUUCAACAACGAAGAACUGAAGAAUGAGUUUAACGACGUCGACAACCUUACUGAAAAGAAACUAGAGGAGCUGUUGGAUUCGUUCCUAGAAGAUUUCAAGGCCAAUUUGAUAGAGGCACAUGGGUGGCCGACCGGUGGCUCGUCAGCGUACAAAGUCGCGAAAGCCACCCUCAAUGCAUACACAAGGAUCCUUGCCAAGAAUUACCCUAGGAUGCGCAUCAACUGUUUGACGCCUGGUUAUGUCAAGAGCGACAUGUCGAUGCACAUGGGAGUUUUGACGCCUGAGGAGGGCGCUAGCAACCCUGUGAAGGUCGCUCUCUUGCCCGACGAUGGCCCGACGGGUGCUUAUUUUGAUAGGGACGGCGUGGCGUCGUUUGUGUGA
This is a messenger RNA of Triticum turgidum subsp. durum (durum wheat), 2916 nucleotides long. NCBI's taxonomy places the organism in Eukaryota, Viridiplantae, Streptophyta, Magnoliopsida, Poales, Poaceae. The record is from the annotation of a GenBank genome assembly.